This is a messenger RNA of Camelina sativa (false flax), 1628 nucleotides long. RefSeq names its product putative protein S-acyltransferase 14. Gene Ontology annotation, molecular function: palmitoyltransferase activity. NCBI's taxonomy places the organism in Eukaryota, Viridiplantae, Streptophyta, Magnoliopsida, Brassicales, Brassicaceae. The record is from RefSeq and is a predicted model, not a curated record.
AGUCAUUAAACAACAAAUCUUUAGUUUUGGUCUGAAAUUUCUUGUUAGCUCCAAAAGGGGGAAAAACGAAUCCAACGAAGGAGAAAAAGUCUCAUUCUUCAAGCUCCCCCCUCCACCAUCAUCAUUCCUCGUUCAUGGGGUCUCUGCAUCACUCUCAUUUUAUUUCUUAGAUUGUUGUUUUUUCUUGUUCCAUCCAGAUUAAAAAUCCCUAAGAAAGCUUAAAGACCUCUUCCAAAUUAUUUUCCCAGAAACACACUUCUUUCUUUUGCUUUGCCUCCUUGGAGUUAUCUUCUUUUGACUACGCGUCUUUUCUCUUGCCUCUGAAGGAGAUCCAAAAAAAAGGGUUCUUUUUUUUAUAUAUAUAGAAGGAAGAAAAAAAAAAAAAAACAAUUUGGUUUGAGAGAGACGACUAUGCAUAGAUCUGGUACAACAAUGGCUUGGAACGUAUUCAAAUUCUGUACGGCUUUACGAGGUCUUGGAUCGAUCAUGAUCCUUUUGGUUCUUGGUGUUGUCGGUGUUACUUAUUACGCUGUCGUUUUGACUAACUAUGGACCUGCUGCACUUUCUCAAGUUGGCCUUGAUUCUCUUGCUGCUCUUACUAUCCUAAUCCUUUUCCAUUUCCUUCUGGCAAUGCUUUUGUGGAGCUACUUCUCUGUUGUAUUUACUGAUCCUGGUGUUGUGCCUCCUAACUGGAGACCAUCUACUGAUGAGGAAAGAGGUGAAUCUGAUCCGUUAAACAGUUUGGAGUUCGUUGGUUUACAGCCUCCUGAUUCUUCAAACCCAAGAGUUCGCUUUUGUAGGAAGUGCAAUCAACUAAAACCUUCCCGUUGUCAUCAUUGUUCUGUUUGUGGUCGGUGUGUGUUGAAGAUGGAUCACCAUUGCGUUUGGGUUGUUAACUGUGUAGGAGCACUAAAUUAUAAGUAUUUUCUUCUUUUCUUGUUCUACACAUUCUUAGAGACGACUCUUGUGACUUUGGUUCUUAUGCCGCACUUCAUUGCGUUCUUUAGUGAUGAAGAAAUACCUGGAACCCCGGGAACUCUUGCUACUACUUUUCUUGCAUUUGUUUUAAACUUGGCCUUUGCUUUGAGCGUGAUGGGUUUCUUAAUCAUGCACAUUUCUUUGGUUGCUGGCAAUACUACAACGAUAGAGGCAUAUGAGAAGAAAACCACUACAAAAUGGCGUUAUGACCUCGGUAAAAAGAAAAACUUUGAACAGGUAUUUGGAAUGGAUAAGAGAUACUGGUUAAUCCCAGGAUACACAGAAGAAGAUCUAAGGCGAAUGCCGGAGCUGCAGGGACUUGAGUACCCUUCGAAACCCGACUUUGAUUCCCAGUAAUAUCUGAAGGCAAUGACUUUGUUCAUCAUCAUCCCAUGCAUGUAAAACAGCAAUAUGUAGAGAAGAGAGGAAGUGGCAUGUCAUGGAGAGAAAGCUACUAACAUGAAAAUUGAUGCUUCACUUUAGGCAGUGUAGAUGUCUUCCUAUGGAAGGCUAAAAACAUCAUUACAUUUGUGGUGGGGUUUUCUAAAGGACAAAGAUUCCAAGUUGGCUUUGUUGGCCACAACAUAUAUGUUCAUCUUCUUCAAUAGUUCAUAUAUAUAUAUAUAUGAUCUUAUAUUAUAAAAGCAGAA